Physeter macrocephalus (sperm whale) is the source of this 3767-nucleotide messenger RNA. It is a transcript of the gene CCDC32, whose product is annotated as coiled-coil domain containing 32. The record is from RefSeq and is a predicted model, not a curated record. Gene Ontology annotation, biological process: cilium organization. The transcript has 5 exons. Lineage: Eukaryota; Metazoa; Chordata; Mammalia; Artiodactyla; Physeteridae. The coding region runs from base 688 to 1287 and encodes 199 amino acids.
GGGAUCCGUCACCUGGAGACUCCGCCUUCCUAUUUCUCCCCGGCUGCCAGCGACUGAACUGAGCUGAGCGUUUGCGGGCUGCUGGGCAGGCGGUUGCGAAAUUCCAUUUUAAGGGACUUCCCUGGUGGCGCAGAGGUUGAGAAUCUGCCUGCCAAUGCAAGGGACACAGGUUCGAGCCCUGGUCCGGGAAGGUCCCACAUGCUGCGGAGCAACUAAGCCUGUGCACCACAACUGCUGAGCCUGCGCUCUAGAGCCCACCAGCCACAACUGCUGAGCCCACAUGUCACAACUACUGAAGCCUACGCACCCAGAGCCCGUGCUCCGCAACAAGAGAAGCCACCGCAAUGAGAAGCCCGUGCGCACUGCAACGAAGUGUAGCCCCUGCUUGCCGCAACUAGAGAAAGCCCAUGUGCAGCAACGAAGACCCAACACAGCCAAAAAUUAAUUAAUUAAUUUAAAAUAAAAGAAAUUCCAUUUUAAAAGACAAAUUUCAUUUUGAAAACAACCUGAGUGCAGAGCCAGAAGAGGAACCUAAUUACCCUUUUGUCAUCUUUUUCUCUAUAACAUAGGAAUGUAAUAGAAGACAUUUUAAAUUUUGUUAAGAGAAACUUCAUAAAAGGCUAUUACCUUCCUUCCUAAGUCAGUCCUUAUUCACUUGAGCUUCUGUUUUUUCAGCUCAGAUUCCAAAUGAAAAUGUUUGAGAACAUUGACUCUACAACUACAAGAUCUGGCCCGGAUCUUUGGGCCGAAAUCUGUUCCUGUCUGCCACAUCCUGACCAAGAGGAUAGUGCCAGCAAUGCUUUCUCAGACUCCUUUAUGGAUUCUUACCCUGCAGGCACAGGCCAGAGGGAGGCCCCAGACUUUGCUGUGCAGCCAGCUGUAAAGCCUUGGGCUCCCCUGCAGGAUUCAGAAGUGUAUUUAGCAUCUCUAGAGAAGAAACUGAGAAGAAUCAAAGGUUUACAUCAGGAAGUGACUUCCAAGGACAUGCUUCGAACCCUGGCCCAAGCAAGGAAGGAAUGCUGGGAUCGGUUCCUCCAGGAGAAGUUAGCAUCAGAAUUCUUUGUGGAUGGACUUGAUUCUGAUGAGAGGUGGCAAAUGUUAUCCAGCCAGAGGAAAAUCCUGGCCAGCAAAUCAUCUCAGACCCCACCUGAGACCUCAGAGAGGACGAGACAAAGAGAAAUAUUGGAUCCAAGCCCUGCCCAUAACAAGAAGCCCUAUAACUCUGGAAUGCCAGGCAGGAAUGGCUUUUCUGAGAAUGGAGCCUGGGACAGCCACCCAACAUGCUGAGUAGAGGUGGCUAAGGACAUUUCCAGACCAGCAGUCGUCAUGGUAACAGCCAGGGCGGGCCAGGCCGGGAUGUGCUGAACCACGUGGGCCUGACCUUUCUGUGGGUGUCAGGUUUGAGCGGUAGCUGGGGAAAAACAGCAACUGCUUCCCUCUGGCCCAGCCCUUGGGCUUCCGGGCUGGGCUGAAAGGAGAGAGAGAGAGACGGAGAACCGGGACAGCUGACAACAGAGUGAGAGGAAGGACAGAAGGGUAGCCACAGCCAUCUAGAGAAACCGCAGGAGAGAGGCACGGGAGCACAGGCACACACAUGCUCCCACGGCUGUCACCAAGGCUCCUACUGUGACUUGACCUGUGGAGGGCACCAGACAUCAUUCCUGGAGGCUCAGUUCACACUUUGCAGCCCGUGCUCUGGGUGGGUGGUUACAAAAGGUCAGUUCCCCACACUCAAAGAUCCCCUCCGGACUCCUUCAGAUCAAAUGUCACUUUUUCCAUACUGCAAACGCCUUUAUUGCUCCAAGGAAAAUAUGCUAACAUAAAAAAUGCCAAAUGAUCCUUUCAAAAAUAGAAAUAGAAAAUGCAAAAGUCCAAAGAAAGACACUCAAAAUAAAAGGCAUGUCUCUGUUUUCACGUCUGCCUUCCCACUGGAGGGCAUGGACUGGGUCCUAUAGAUUUGUGGAUUUCCAGAGGAUUGCUCACUGAGUAAUUCUUAUUGAUGUUGGUCCUCACCCAGAGCGGACCCUUGGUCUGGGGUGUGAGCUGAAGAAGGUCCCAGACUCCCCAGAGACAAUGGCAUACCUGCAUGGCAAUGAGUAGUGGGUAGUAGGUGUCAUGCCUCUCCUUUCCUGCCAGACCUCAGCCCCAUCCUGCUGCAGGUCCUGUAGUGCCAGGCUGGUUGCAAGACAGGGUAAUCUUCCCCUCUGACAAAACUACAGCUUGGCCCAUUGGCGGCCCAUGGGCUGGAGCAGCAACGCCUGGCUGGCAUCUGGGUGCUUUCCCCGAGCCCUGAGCAGCUAUCUCCUAUAGUUGUUCCCUCAUCCUGUGGCUUUACGGACUCCUCUUGCUGCACUAAAUAGAGCCCUGGAGAGCAGGCUCGGAAUAGGAAGAGAGGGUUGGGGGCCUCCUUCCCGUCUUCCUCCCUCUCCCUCCUCCUGGCUGGCUGCAGCUGUGCUGCGUGAUGUGGAGCUGAGCACAGACUUAAUUACCGCUCAGCCCUGCUCAUUAGCGCCUCUGGAAGCCAGAGAAGCCCGGAGUUAGGAAGUCUCCGUCACAGUGCUGGCCCGGGCCCCAGAUUUCCUGGGUGAUCGCUAGACCCACUUCUCUUGGAUUGGGUCUGUCUGACUUAGGCUCCCUUUUGGGGCCUCCAGUGGGAGAUGCCCCUCCCUGGGAUGGGGGUAGGGUUGGAACUGGAAGGAGAGGAGGGAAGGUUAGGCCCCCUCGUGGGAUCUCACUUGUGUGUGCAGAGCAUCGGGGGACAGCAUAUGGUGGAACAUGUGAUACGCCAAUGCAAUCAGAGAAAGACAACAAAUGAUUAAAUAAACCAAAUACACUCAAAUCCAGCACACUGAUGACUUACCUGCCUUCGAAGGAACUUAAGCGAGGAGGCUGGUGCAUUGUUCAGCCACUUUUUUUUUUUUUUUUGGGAAAUGAAAUGAAAUAAAGAACUAUGGAGUGCCUGAAUACUGAACAAAAAAGGGAAGCUGAGGGAAGGAGGAGAGGAGGGGUGGACCCUGGAAGUUAUAAGCCCAUAGACCUGGGUCCAAUACAUGGGAAAACUUUACAAAUAUUAACUUGUAAACACCCUAGAAGAUCAAAUGAGAUAAUACACAUGGAAGCACUUUUUUUAACUGUAAAGGGUUUUAGAAGUAUAAGGUGUUAUUAUGAAAUAUUUCUGCUCAGUGCAGACUGUUAACCAGAUUCUACGGGGAGGCUGGAGAUUUAUGAUAAUGGCUCAUCACCCACAAGGUACUCAUACAAUUUAGGCUGUUUCAUUUAAUUAGUUGUUACCUCUCAUAGAGAUUACUGCAGAAGACUUCUAAGUGGCUUCCCCGCCUCCACCUUCUUGCUCUUUCCCUUCAUCCUAUAUGCCACUGCUGGGGUAAUUUUUCCGAUGCAGAGCUCUGAUCAAAUACUUGCAAUGUUUCCUCUUACUGACUGCAUAGAGCCUGGAGACCUUGGCUUAGCAGUCAAGAUCCUCCAUAAUCUGGUUCCACCCAACUUUCCCAGCCUGAUUUCCCUCCUUCCACCCUGGUAGAUGCAGACUCAGGUCAUUUAUCCAAGACCACACAGAUACCAAGUGGCCCAUCCCCAAAUCAAGCCCUCAAAUCCCAGACACCUGAUGCCCAAACCAAUGCUCAUUCUAGCCCAUCACUUUUUCACUUUGAUGAAUAGAGCUGCAAUGAAGAUCUUUCUACACUGAGAUUUUUCUCUUCCUUGGAAAAAUUUCCUCAGGACAAAUUCCGAGGAGCGGGAUUACCAGGUCA